AUGCAGCUACGUCUCCCAGCCGAGGCUCUUCAACUUGGCCUAUGCCCUUGCCGUAUCCUGAGGUUUUUUCCCGAGGUUGCAGUGUUUCAGGCCUUCAUCACAAGAGGUGCAAUUCAUCGAGCUGCUUUUGACUGCUUGCGUUGUUCUGUCAGUUCCUAUGCAUGCUCUUCUCCGAUGAGGAAUCGUGAUGACUUCUCCUUGGAUUCCUUGCGUUCAGGUUUUCUUGCUGGUCGGGUCGAACGGGCCCCGAUGGUGGCUGCCAAGUCUAUUCAGUCAAAGCGACUUGCCUUUUCUGGUGCCCCUCGUUUUUGUCCUCAGCCUUAUCUUGAUGAAAGGACUGCGGAGAUAUACGAUGCCCCUUUGAAGCUUGCUGCUGAUCCCGCAUCACAUUUGGGACCGGUGCCAAAGGUGAGAGUGUUUGCCGAUGCUCAGAACAAGGUGUCUCUCUACAAGAAGUUAGCUUCCACGGGAAGGCUGAAGCCGGUGCCUUCGUCAUGCAAGCGCGGACCAUAUGUCUCAGGGAUGUUCUGUGUAUGCAAGGACUUGGAGCGCGACCGCCUCAUCUUGGACUCCCGGCCUCCCAAUAUUUUGGAGUGCAAAGGCAGCGUUUGGACGAACGCCAUGGCUUCUGCUAGCUCCCUGGUCGACUUGUGUUUGCAGGAAGACCAAGUUUUGGUUGCUUCUGGCGAGGACUUGAAGGAUUUCUUUUACCAGUUUCAAACAACUCCUGAGAGGGCCAUGCGGAACAUUCUUUCUGACCCGCUGAGCUUGGAGGAGGCCGUAGAAGUAUUUGGGCCUGCGUUUGAAUGGCAUGAGGAUCCGGUUUGGGUCGGCCUUUCGACCCUUGCCAUGGGGGACAGCAAUUCAUGCGAGUUUGCACAGUGCAGUCAUUUGAGCUUGUGCAGGCGCAAGAAAGUGUUUGAGGAUGACGAGCUGCUCUCGCUGCGAGGGCGUGUCCCUCGCGGUCUCCUGAGUGUGGGGAUCAUCAUUGACGAUCUUGUGGUGCUGGAGAAAGUCUUGCGUUCUCAGUUUGAUGCCUACAAGGAUGGGAAGAUGCCUCUCCGAAGUGAAGAGCGUCUGAAGCGAGCUCUCUGCGCCUACUCUGAGGCAGGGUUGGAGGUGAACCAUAAGAAGGAGUUCAAAGCCGAGCUCUGCUCACGUUUUUGGGGUGUUGAGCUGGACGGAAAUGCAGGGCUGUUGCGACCUUCCUCUCUGCGGCUCUGGCCUGUGGUGUUGAUUACAUUGCGGGUUGCCAGCCUUGGGUUGUGCUCGGUGUCCCUGCUGGAAGCUCUGGCAGGAUCCUGGAUCUCGAUGUUUUCUCUGCGUCGUCGUCUUAUGUGUACAAUGGAGCUGGUUUUUGAGGCCCUGGCGAUUUCUGACCAAAAGGCGGUGAUUCGACUGUCCCCUGCUAUGAUUGACGAGCUCUGGACUAUGGCCCUAUUGGGGCCCCUUGCUUGCAUAAAUCUGCGGGCUCAGCCUACUGAUUUUUUGGUGGCCACGGACUCUUCUCUGUCGUGGACUGCUGGAGUGAGUGCCAGGCUUCCAAAGACCAUUUGUGCUGAAGUGAUGCGGCGCAGUCUGAAGCGCGGCGUCUGGUCAAAGUUGCUUCCGCCGCAUAAGGCGUGGUUGAGAGAACACGCCCUGCUUUCGGAGGGCGAAGAGAUGCCUGGCGAGGGUUAUAGCUCCCAUCCUCUCUGGAACUUGCUUGCUUCGUGCCUGCAGUAUGAGUUCAACUGGCGAAGGCCUAUUUUGCAGCGCAGACACAUCAAUGUCACUGAGCUUGAUGCCAAUUUGAAUGCCGAGAAGCGAUCUGCUGCGAACUUGAAGCACAAGCGGAUUCUUUUUGCUUUGGAUUCUCAAGUGGCACUCGGAGCUUUGGUGAAGGGCAGAGCUUCCUCUUCAGCUCUCAAUGACCAGCUUCGGCGAUCUCUGGCGCAUAUGCUGGGUGCCGAUUUGUAUGGCUAUUAUAUCUAUUUCCCUUCCCCUCUGAACCGAGCGGAUGCUCCGACCCGUGAUGCAGAUGUUCCUGGUCCUGAUGUCGAGCUUCCGAAUUGGUGGGAUAGUGCUGCAGCCGGUGACUUCACCCUUUUUGAUGAAUGGAUUUCGGCUAUGGAAGCCGGCGUUGUUGAACCUGAAUUCGAUUUGGAGCAGCUCGAUGCCCGAGCCCAACCUGACUUCGCCUCGGCUCGAAUGAAGCAUGAUGAGGCAUUUGGUCAAGCCAAGCGGUUGCACAGGAGUGUGGGUUCACUUCGCGCGUCCUUGAAGCCUGACCUUGUUUCCAAAGCUCGACAGAGUGAUGAGCCUGCCGGCCAGGGCAGGCGUUUCGACAGAGGUGAGAAUUCACCCCCUGCAUCCUUGGAGCCUGAGCUCCCUCCUGAAUCUAGGAGGGCUGAUGAUGAGUCGGGUGGGCUAUGUGCUGAGGCUUUGCAAAUUUUGCGCUCCUUCAAUACGAACCAAUUUUUUGCCAAAACAAAACCCUUCAUCCUGCGAGAAGCUGGAGCCCUUGACUUGUACAGUGGGAGAUUUGGAGUUGCGAGGCAGUUGGUUCAGUGUGGAGCCCCUUGGGUUCUGACUUUUGAGAUUGAAAGAAGUAGCUCUGAGGACCUUUUGGAUCCCUAUGUGCACAGCAGAAUUUUACGGUUGCUUGAACUGAAAGCGGUGAAGAUCUUGGGUGCUGCCAUUGUCUGUAGGUCUUUUACUACAGCCAUUACUCCUCCCAUACGCAGCAAGCGCAACCUCAGGGGAAUCCCUGGGCUAGCCCCAGCUAUGAAAGCCAAGGUGACAGAAGGGAACUCUCAGGCUGACAACCUUGAUGAGGUUUUGAGGAGCGCAGAAGCAAAUGGCUGUGGGUUUUGGUUUGAAAAUCCAGACCUGUCAUGGCUCUUCAAACAGAGGAAAUAUGCCGCCAGGUACGGAAGUCCUUCAUCUUCAUCUUUGUUUCGCUUUUGCAUGUGCCGUUUUGGCACCCCAUGGAAGAAGCCUACGCGAGUGGGCACCAACAUCCCUGGGCUGGCUGGGCUUAGGCUCUGGUGCAAAUGCAAGCGGAAUCAUUUAGUCUUGAGAGGGAGAUCAGCCAAACACAAGAAGAAUUGGACUUUGGUGGCGCAACCUUAUCCUCUUGGGCUCUGCAAGCUGAUAGCUCUGGCGUGUUGCGUUCAUGCUCGGUGGACAGCCUGCAAGAAGCUCGAUAUUGGGGCCUGCUGCAGAUCCUCUUCCCAGCGUAUAGGCGAAGCAUCCAACCCCGGGCCGAGAUAUAGUGCGGCUCGGCGAGGACUGAAUCUUCAUGGAGUGCAUCUUCGUACUCCAGCCACUGAAGCCUUGGAAGCUAGACAGCUACAUGUUUUCAUCGAAUGGUGCAAAAUCAAGCUGCCCAGUGUGGAUCUUUCAGUGGUUUUUGAUGUUGCUCCUAGUUUUCUAGCUGAUGUCCUCUGCAUAUAUGGAGUGGAACAGUUUAACUUUGGGGGUGCUUUGAGCAAUUUCCGUCACUUGGUUUUAGCGGUCCAGCGUUGGAAACCUAUGUUCCGCAUUCAGUCUGGAAAAUGCUGGGAAAUUGUUGGCAAGUGGGAGAUUUGUGAACCUGUUUCUCACAGGCCUCCUAUUCCAGAGGUGGUUGUUAAGAGCAUAGUUUGCUUUGCUUGGCAGCUGCGAUGGUACCGUUUUUGCGGAGUGACUCUAUUAGCUUUUUAUGGUGCUGGAAGAAUUGGUGAAGUGCUGAAAUGUCGCCGUAGUGAUUUGCUUUUUCCGCAAGACGCCUUGGAUGAGACAUCUUGCGCUGUUUUUCUGCAGCUGAAACAGUUCAAAUCCCUGGGCAGACAGCCUUCACGUGUGCAACACAUGAAGGUUGACCACAAACAAGCUUGCAAUCUGCUCUCAAAGAUAUUUCUGCUUCAGCCAGGCGACACAGUGCUCUAUCCAGCGUCUGCUGGAGUGUAUAGAAGACGCUGGGAUUUUUUGUUGAAAACUCUGGACAUUCCUGCGACGUCGAAGCUGACGCCUGGCAGCCUUAGAGGAGGAGCUGCUGUUCAUGCUUACAAGUCUGGAAAAUCCGUUAACGACAUUAUGUGGUCCCUGCGUCUUCGAAGCCAACAGACUUUAGAAAGCUAUCUUCAAGAGGUUGCUGCGAUAGGAGCCCUUCGUGAUUUGCCUGCUGAUGUACGACGACGGCUCUAUGCCUUUGGAGCUAUCUUCGAUCAUCUCUUUCCUGGUCUUUCAACCCGGCCGCCCUUGCCUAUGGAUGGUAGGGACAAAGCCCUUGUGAAGAUGUGGUGGUCUGGCUUCGGCAGUGGUCAAGCAGAGCGGUGUGCUGGGAAGGUGAAGAUUUUGGCCAAGGUCGCCGAUGCCACGGGCAGCGCGGCGCAGCCCAAUGAAGCCAUUGCCUGUGGCAUUGGGUACUUGGACCACAUGUUGGACCAGCUGAACUCUCACGGGCAACUUCGUGUCUCCGUUCAGGCGUGGCUUGGAGGGGAGAAGGUCUCUCCGCAUUCCAACGAUGCCUACACCACCAGCUGUGACCAUGAGGUCGCAAGCUCAGUAGGCUCGGCCUUGGGUGCUGCGGUAAAGGAGAUGCUACAGAGCAGGAGUUCUGAGGGCUCCUUCCGCUUCCUGGUGCCAUUGGAUGAGGCCCUGCCCAGCGAAGUGUCCUUGGCGCCCUUUGGCAAGUUUCCACCGGCCGGGCGCACCCGCAUCGGUUCUUUCCGCAGCUUGGCCCCUGAAAAUGAAGGCACUUGCCUCACUGAAGUCGUGUUGCAGAACUUUGCGAAGGCCUUGAACGUGGUCUCAUAUGACCACCUUUUGGUGGUGAAGACCCAGGUCAAGAAACUGAGGGGGGACAAUGCCCAUCACAUUGUGGAGGCGACCUUCAAAUCCUUGGCUCGUUGCCUCCGUUGCGCCCUGGACGCCUUCCUACAGCUGGACCUACGGCAUGCGCUGCCGGCGGUGCCGCGGGAGACGUGCAAGCAGCGGGGGACCAAGGAGACGAACAUCGACAUCUCUCUGAAUUUGGAUGCGCCGCCUGAGUCUUUGGGGAGUAUUUCCACUGGGCUCUCAACGUUGGACGCGCUGCUGCGGAAGAUAUCGACCUUUCGGAUCCAUGCGAAAUGCUCUGGAGAUGUUUGGAUCGAUGAACACCACAGCACAGAGGAUGUGAUGAUUACGGCGCCACGCCACGUGGGUUUGUUGGGUUGUUUGUUGUUUUGUGUUGGGCAUCUGGGGUAG
Molecule: messenger RNA, 5214 nt
Organism: Cladocopium goreaui
Lineage: Eukaryota; Dinophyceae; Suessiales; Symbiodiniaceae
Source: the annotation of a GenBank genome assembly